GUUUGAGCUUUCCAGUGAACAGGUGUACAGCUUGGAAAGAUGAAGUUCUUUUAUAUUGUUCCGUUGAUGGUCGCGUUAUCCGGUGCGUCCAAUGCUACUGACUCCGGCGCGAGUAAAGUAGUGGACAAGCGCAGCAUCUUGGGACACUUCUUCCCGAUGCACCAUCAUCAGUUGUCCGCUCGGGCGGACGGCCACGAAGGAUUCGGUGCUCAGGGCAGUUUGCAAGAGGGCGGAAAGAACGAACAUGGUCACGCCACAACACAAGGACUGGGUCACUACGAGUCCACCCAUGAGGAUUACCAUAGCUGGAAACCAUUGGACGGCUUUGGCCAUUACGGCCAGCUAGGGGACGAGCAUAAGUUCGGUGAGCAGUUCCACCAGGGAGGAGAUCAUCACAGCGUGGAGACGGAAGGCAAGCAUAGCUUUGGAGGUCAUCAAAGCGGUGGUCAGGGGGAGCAUCAUGGAUUUGGGGAGUCGCACGGAUUUGAAGGACAUCAUGGCUUUGGUGGACAUCAUGGCUUUGGAGGACAUCAGGAGCAGUCAGUACAUGAAGGUCACGGACAUGGUGAUUUCGGAGGACAUGGUGGUCUUGGAGGACAUGGUGGUCUUGGAGGACAUGGUGGUCUUGGAGGACAUGGUGGACUAGGAGGACACGGUAAUUUUGGAGGACAUGGUGAUCUUGGAGGACAUGGUGAUCUUGGAGGACACGCCGCUCUCGGUGGACACGAAUCCUUUGGCGAUCAUGGAUCUUUCGGAGGACACGCCACCCUGGGAGGACACGAAUCCUUUGGUGAGCAUGGGUCGUUCGGCAAAGGUCACGAGAGUGCCGGUGGCCAUGGAGACUUUGGAACGCAUCAGGCCUUCACUCAUGGAGACAACCAUGGAUUUGGAGGACACGAAGGAUACUCGUACGGUGGACACGAUCAUGGCUUCGGUGGACACGAUCAUGGCUUCGGUGGUCAUGAUGAUCAUUCGCACGGUCAGGAAGCGCAUCACGGAGAUGACAAGGGACAUGCCAUCAAGGAGUGGCACUUGGAGGGCGAGUACGAACACGACGACGAUCACAAAGACCACAAAGAGCACAAGGAGCACAAGGAGCCGAAAAUCAAGUACAUCACCGUCACGGAACGUGUACCGGUGCCGUACAAGGUGACGGUCGAGAAGAAGGUCCUCGUCCCGAUCAAGGUCCCGUUCACGGUGCACACCGAGAAGGUGGUGCCGGUGUACGUCGAGAAGAAGUUCCCGGUCGUGGUGGAGAAGCACGAGAUCAUCCACGUGGACAAACCGUACGAGGUGAAGGUGCCGCACAAGGUCGAGGUCCAUAAGAAGGAAAUUAUCAAGGUGGAGAAACCGGUGCCAGUGAAGGUGGAAAAGCCCGUCCCGUACAAGGUGGAAAAGCCGUUCAUCGUGCACAAGCACGUGCCGGUGAAGGUUUGGGUGAACGUGAAGAAGGAGCACCAUGAUUGAAGGAGCUAGUUGGCUGUUGUUCUACCCAAUUGUGAACUGUCCUAGAAUAAGUACCUAUAGUUACAUGUUAUGCAGCUUACAACGUGAGCUACUUUCAAUACCUGUUAGUAUUGUUGCUUUAAGUAUUAACCACACAAUCAUAUUCAAA
This is a messenger RNA of Anopheles arabiensis, 1615 nucleotides long. RefSeq names its product glycine-rich cell wall structural protein 1.8-like. Lineage: Eukaryota; Metazoa; Arthropoda; Insecta; Diptera; Culicidae. The record is from RefSeq and is a predicted model, not a curated record. The coding region runs from base 40 to 1467 and encodes 475 amino acids. The transcript has 2 exons.